CCUCCCUGCCUUUGGGCAGCCUCGGUUGAUCCUUGCAGGAUUUCAGUUCGGCUCUUGAUGCCGGCCCUGUGGGUGUGGCAAGAAGAAUGACUGGUUGCUUCGUGGUUCUUGAUCCGGAACUUGUCUGGGCACCCCGGAAGAGGUAGCUCGCCCGUGAGACGCGUGUUAGCUGCCUAGAGGUGAAGAACGGAAAGGCGCGACUGAGAAGAAGGGGUGUUUUAGAUGCUCUCCAAAUCCUUGGUUAUGGAAUAUUUGGCUCAUCCUGGUGCUUUCACCUUGGCUGCUGGAGUUGCUUGUGGCAUGUGUCUGGGCUGGGGCCUCCGAGUACGCUUUGGGAUGCUCUCCAAAAGCUUGACGAGCAAGACAGACACAGAGGCUGGAAUGGAAGCAAGCGUCUUAGGAGACAAUGGAGAGUACAAAAUGAUUCUUGUGGUUCGAACCGACUUAAAGAUGGGAAAAGGAAAAGUGGCUGCCCAGUGCUCUCAUGCUGCUGUUUCUGCCUACAAGCAAGUUCAAAGGAGAAACCCUGAAGUGCUCAAACAGUGGGAAUACUGUGGCCAGCCCAAAGUAGUGGUCAAAGCUCCUGAUGAAGAAACCCUGGUUGAAUUACUGACCCACGCGAAAAUGCUGGGACUGAUUGUGAGUUUAAUCCAAGAUGCUGGACGUACUCAGAUUGCACCAGGCUCUCGAACUGUCCUAGGAAUUGGGCCAGGACCGGCAGACCUAAUAGACAAAGUCACUGGUCACUUAAAACUUUACUAGGUGGACUUUGAAUGAUAACAAUUCCUCUACCACAUGUGUUUGAAGCCUGUCAAAUUCUAACAAUAAAAGCCGAAUUUCUUCCCCCAAUUUAAAUAUUCUUGAGAUGAAAAUAAAAUCCAUUCCUGUGCUC
Messenger RNA from Lemur catta (Ring-tailed lemur), 892 nucleotides. RefSeq names its product peptidyl-tRNA hydrolase 2 (gene PTRH2). The transcript is spliced from 2 exons. Gene Ontology annotation, molecular function: peptidyl-tRNA hydrolase activity. The record is from RefSeq and is a predicted model, not a curated record. The coding region runs from base 223 to 762 and encodes 179 amino acids. Gene Ontology annotation, biological process: negative regulation of anoikis; positive regulation of anoikis. Gene Ontology annotation, cellular component: cytosol; mitochondrion. Lineage: Eukaryota; Metazoa; Chordata; Mammalia; Primates; Lemuridae.